AUGUUCCCCGGUCAAGGUAGACACACAUAUGGCGGCCAACAGCAGCUGCUGCAGCUGCAACAAUACAACUAUGGACCACCACAAGGGCCACCUCCAAAUGGAUACGGUCCUCCUCCAGGUCCACCUCCAAAUGGAUACGGUCCUCCUCCAGGUCCACCACCCCAGAACUCUUGGGGAUAUGGUAAUCCAAGUGGAACACAAUCAUCGAAUCAACAACGCUAUCAAGGUCAACAAAGUGGGCAGCAAAACUACAAUGGAGGAUACCAACGCCCUAGUCAGCCUCCUCCACAACAGUCAGGAAACCAAAGAGGACAACCGGGUCAGAAUGGAGAGCCAGAUUACGGUCACCAAUAUGGAUCAGGGCAAUACUCGCGACCACCUACUAAUCAGCAAUCUUUUGGUGUAGAGAACUACAAUUAUCAAUAUUCUGCGUGUAAUGGACGCAAAAAGGCUUUAUUGGUGGGUAUCAAUUAUAUCGGUACAGCCAAUGAGUUGAGAGGACCAAUCAAUGAUGUCAACAACGUUGAACAGUUUUUACUUACCCACGGAUUCAAAAGCGACGAUAUAGUCAAGUUGACAGACGAUCAAAGGGUUCAGAGAGCAAUCCCCACACGUCAAAAUAUUUUAGAUGCCAUCCAGUGGCUUGUCAAGGAUGCUCGCCCCAACGAUUCCUUGUUUUUCCAUUACUCGGGUCAUGGUGGCCAAACCGAAGACCAGCCUGAUCAAUAUGGCAAUUACGAUGAAGAUGACGGGUAUGACGAAGUGAUUUACCCAUUGGAUUUCCAAACCAAUGGUUUCAUUGUAGACGACUUGUUGCAUGACAUGAUGGUAAAGACUUUGCCACCAGGUUGCAGAAUGACAGCAUUAUUUGACUCUUGUCAUUCAGGUUCAGUGUUGGACUUGCCAUAUAUGUACUCGACAAAAGGUGUGUUGAAAGAACCAAAUGUGAUGAAAGAAGCCGGUCAAGGAUUAUUACAAGCUGCAAUGUCGUACGCCACUGGUAAUAGUGCCGGUAUCUUUAAAGGCUUGAGCUCGUCCGUGAAGUCAUUUAUGAACCAAGGAAGAUCAUCACAAGCGAAUGAGUAUAGUAAACAGACCAAGACUGCGGCUUGUGAUGCCAUCUCGUUAAGUGGUUGUAAAGAUGACCAAACAAGUGCAGACUCCAGUAUUGGCGGACAAGCAACCGGUGCCAUGAGUUAUGCAUUCCUCACGGUCAUGAACCAAAACCCCAAUCAAUCGUAUUUGAGUUUAUUGCAAAACAUGAGGACUAUUUUGCAAUCCAAGUAUAGUCAGAAGCCGCAAUUGACUGCUUCGCAUCCUAUUGAUUGCAACUUGCAAUUUAUUUUUUAG
This is a messenger RNA of Lodderomyces elongisporus, 1350 nucleotides long. RefSeq names its product Ca(2+)-dependent cysteine protease (gene MCA1). Gene Ontology annotation, biological process: proteolysis. The transcript has a single exon. Lineage: Eukaryota; Fungi; Ascomycota; Pichiomycetes; Serinales; Debaryomycetaceae. The record is from RefSeq and is a predicted model, not a curated record. The coding region runs from base 1 to 1350 and encodes 449 amino acids. Gene Ontology annotation, molecular function: cysteine-type endopeptidase activity.